Molecule: messenger RNA, 1638 nt
Organism: Pocillopora meandrina
Lineage: Eukaryota; Metazoa; Cnidaria; Anthozoa; Scleractinia; Pocilloporidae
Source: the annotation of a GenBank genome assembly
AUGUUGAGAAAGUGGAAAGUGAUUGGAAGCUUUUGCGUUGCAGUUUUUCUGUUUGGUUUGGCCUGUUUCACCUAUUUGGGUACAUUACAGGACGAUGAAUAUAAAUAUAACGAUGAUACGUUACCUCAAAUAAGUUUAUCGUUCUCAAACAGUCCGGACGUGGUUUGUCCUUUAACAGACGUUCAGACGACAGAUCUUAAAGCCCCUUCACUGUUAUCUUUUUUGAGGGCAUCAACAGCAGAGGGAAACCAAGAUCUCACUUUCAGUGGCUUGGUAGUAGUUUCAAAAAUGGCCAAUGUUUGUCACCCGUUAGUUGAUGUAGGGCAGGCAAGAGUUCAAGUCAACAAAAUUGCGCUCAUCACGAUGAAGAAGGAAUGUUCGUUGUGCGAGCUGGCAGCUAAAGCGCAGCACGCUGGAUACUCCAUGGUGAUAUUUCAUUUCUCAUCAUGGCUGACCAAGAGAAAUUGUAGCGUAAAAACUGCGGCUAAGCUGUUGAUCCCUGUUGUUUAUGGCGACAAUUGUCAAAAUUUUUCGUAUACCGUAUACGACUUGGAUACUUUAUUUUCAACCGUAGACCAAACAGAUAUCCAUGUAAGAGUUUCAUUUAUGUCAUAUCAUCUGAAAAAGAUGGCAAAGUAUUUGAGUAAUCUAUAUUUUUGGUUUCUUUUGGGUCCAAUUAUCACUAUGGUAUGGCUCCGACGAAAGAAGAUACUCUGUCGCGUGACAACAACGCGACAAAUCGACGAGGAGUCUGGUGACGAGGAAAUAGUUGAGGUGGGUCGUGGACACUCUAUCCAACGAGAUCUUAUCUUUACGAAUCACGCUGAGACUAGUUCAAUCACAGUGCGUGUGGCGAGGAUAUUUGGAAGAAGUACUCGCUGCCUCGCAAUUGGUUUUGGUUAUGUGAUUCUCACUCUAGCAGCGCUCCCUGUAGGUAUCUCAAGUGGAGGAUGGUCUUUUUUCCGAUUUGAUGAACAAGAAAGAUUUCGGCAAAAAACUUUCUGGGAUGUUCUUAUACCAGAAAAUACGACUACCGUACAAGGAGAUAAUUUUAACUAUACCAAGACAAUCGCGACAGGCGCUUCGAUAGCAGCAGUUGUCAAUUCGUGCUGGUCAGUUGUACGAGUAUUUUGGUUUUUUAUGUACAGUGCGUUUGCCUGUAAGAGAACCUGGACCGUUUCGACGAACCCUUCAAAGUUGAUUCGGAGCGAUUGGUUUUCAUCCAACAUGUAUUUACUCGUUUUGUGCUUCGUUGUACCAUACUGUUCUCUCAACCUGCAGAACCCAUUAUUUGAAGGUUUUUUUCUUGACAAGUUUUUAUAUUUUAUGCUUUACAAUGUAACUUGCACAGUUUGUAAUUUUCUUUUUAUAAUCAUCCUCAACAAACACAAAGUUGUCACAAGGUAUGUGUUCUACAUCAGUGUGUGUAUGAUCUGUGCUUAUGCUGAAAGUGACAUAGUAGCUGUGUUUUAUUUCAUUCUCAAUUCUCAAGGCUCCCUCAAUAAAGUAAAACUCACUGCCCUUCGCACUGUAGCACUUGGCCUCACUUUGACUCUGAGUUUCAGUUCUUCAAUGCACAUAAUCCGCAAACUUAUGAAACCACAGGAGUCUGUGUUUGAGGGACUGUCAGAGAGGUGA